UCUCAAGUCUCAAGUCUCACCAUUUUCCAAUUAUCCAAGUCAUCGGUUCGAACAACAAAACCAUGAGCGACCUCCCUCCAUAUCCGCCGCUCGAUCCCACCACCUACGACCUCAUCAUCGUCGGCACCGGGGUUCCCUCAUCCAUCCUCGCCGCCGCCGCUUCGUCCUCCGGCACCUCCGUUCUCCACCUCGAUCCCAACCCCUUCUACGGCUCCCACUUCGCAUCCCUCUCCCUCCCCGAUCUCACCUCCUUCCUCCGCUCAAACUCCCUCUCCCCUCCCCCUCCUCCGCCGUCAGACAAUCCCGACUUCCUCUCCGUCGAUCUCGCCACCCGAUCCUUGUACUCCUCCGUCGAGAUCGCGACCUUCGACUCCUCGAUCCUCGACGAACGCCAUUCUCGAAAGCUCAACGUCGACCUGUGCGGUCCUAGGGUUCUCUUCUGCGCGGACGAGUCGAUCAACCUAAUGCUGAGAUCGGGAUCCAACAACUACGUGGAGUUCAAGAGCGUCGACGCGAGCUUCGUCGGGGACUCGAGCGGAGAGCUGAGGAGCGUCCCCGAUUCGAGAGGCGCGAUAUUCAAGGAUAGGAGUUUGGCUCUGGCGGAGAAGAAUCAGUUGAUGAAGUUCUUCAAGCUUGUUCAGGCUCACUUGGCUGCUGCUGCUGCUUCCUCCACGGAGAGCGAUGAGGGGGCGGUUAAGAUUACGGAGGAAGAUAUGGAGACUCCGUUUGUUGAGUUCUUGGCUAAGAUGCUUUUGCCUCCCAAAAUCAAAUGGAUCAUCUUGUAUGGCAUUGCGAUGGUAGACUAUGAUCAAGACAAUGUGGAAGCUUGUGGAGAUUUACUCAAGACUAGAGAGGGGAUAGCUCGAUUGGCUUUGUACAUUACAUCUAUUGGCAGAUUUUCAAACGCAGUUGGGGCGUUGAUAUAUCCUAUUUAUGGACAAGGAGAGCUUCCACAAGCCUUUUGCCGUAGAGCCGCUGUGAAAGGAUGCAUCUAUGUUCUCCGGAUGCCUAUUACUGCUCUGCUUUUAGACAAGGAAACUGGGGGUUACAAAGGGGUUAGACUAGCUACGGGUCAAGAGAUAUUCAGCCAAAAGUUGAUUCUUGACCCAUGUAUUACUCUUGGAUCGGAGUCAAUGUCGUCAUUGACUGAUCAGCAGAAAGAAACUCUUCGUGUUCUUGUGCCAAAGUCGAUAAGCAGCGAGGCGAAAAUAGCUAGAGGAAUUUGUAUCAUUAGAGGUUCUGUGAAAGCUGGUAUAUCAAACGCUCUUGUCGUAUAUCCACCCAAAUCUUUGUUUCCUGAACAGUUAGUUGCGAUUCGGGUUCUGCAGCUUGGUAGUGGUUUAGCAGUUUGUCCAGCUGACAUGCAUGUUUUAUAUUUUUCAACUGUGUGUGACAACGAUGAUCAAGGGAAAGCUGCACUGUUAUCAGCCAUGAGUACUCUCAUUAGACCGCAGGUUCCUGAGAAUAGUGAAAGCGAAUCAGUAGUCGAGAAUGACAAUGUUGAAGCAAAACCUGUUGUACUCUGGAGAGCACUGUACGUGCAAGAGCUGGUCAAGGGUGAAUUUGGAGGUAGUAUCAGCUCCGCGUCUAGUCCAGAUGGAAAUUUGAACUACAAUGAGCUUGUGGAAUCAGCCGUGAAGCUAUAUGAGCAUGUUAUGGGGAGUGAAGAAUUGUUUAAAGAAGAAACUUCGCCGGACAACGCAACAGAGGAGGAAAACGAUGGUGGUGUUGAAAUAGAAGCUAUGUGAUAUCUCUCAUAACAUAUGUAGACUUUAGUUCACAAGUGAAUUUUUUCCUAUACAAAGACGAUUCUCUGUUUUGGCAUUUAUUUUUAUAUAAACGAUUUCAU
Messenger RNA from Brassica oleracea var. oleracea, 1849 nucleotides. Its product is annotated as rab proteins geranylgeranyltransferase component A 2. The coding region runs from base 63 to 1748 and encodes 561 amino acids. The record is from RefSeq and is a predicted model, not a curated record. Gene Ontology annotation, cellular component: nucleus; cytoplasm; Rab-protein geranylgeranyltransferase complex. Gene Ontology annotation, molecular function: GDP-dissociation inhibitor activity. Gene Ontology annotation, biological process: small GTPase-mediated signal transduction; vesicle-mediated transport; intracellular protein transport. The transcript has 9 exons. Lineage: Eukaryota; Viridiplantae; Streptophyta; Magnoliopsida; Brassicales; Brassicaceae.